Perognathus longimembris pacificus (Pacific pocket mouse) is the source of this 1866-nucleotide messenger RNA. RefSeq names its product farnesyl diphosphate synthase (gene Fdps). The transcript has 10 exons. Gene Ontology annotation, biological process: trans, trans-farnesyl diphosphate biosynthetic process. Gene Ontology annotation, molecular function: dimethylallyltranstransferase activity; (2E,6E)-farnesyl diphosphate synthase activity. Lineage: Eukaryota; Metazoa; Chordata; Mammalia; Rodentia; Heteromyidae. Bases 744 to 1805 code for a protein of 353 amino acids. The record is from RefSeq and is a predicted model, not a curated record. Gene Ontology annotation, cellular component: cytoplasm.
GAUUGCGGGUCUCUCACAGACUUUCUUGCCUGCUCUGGCUUUGAAUCAUGAUUCUCAGAUCUCAGCCCCCUAAGUAGGAAGGAUCACUGGCGUGAGCUACCGGUGCUCGGCUGCAUUUUGUUUUUGAGAUAAGGUCUAACUUUGCCCUGUCUGGUCUAGAACUCUAGGUUUUCCGGCCUCGUCUUCAGAGCGGUGAGGGGAUUCGAGAUAUUAAAGGGUUUGCCUGAGUCAGGACUUGGAAGUGGCAAAACUGAUUCUACUAGCUUGUCAUUUGGCUGUGCGGGGAAAAUAAUGAAACUGAAGCAUAGAGUCAGGGCGACAGCCAAGAGCCUAGAGAGGCAGAACUACCAGCCCGGUUCCACUGUAGUAACCUCCGACCGCCCACUAAGCUCCAACGCCCGGUCGCGCGGUUUCUAGGGGGCGGAGGUGGGCGGGGAGACGGUGCCUCCGUUCGCUGCCUUUCAUUGGUCGUCCCUCACAGGGCCCAUGCUCACACGAGGGAACCCAGCCAAUCAGCGCCCACGCUUUCUGCUGCGCAAUAUCACGUUGUGGCUGUCCCUCCUGCGGCAUGCUGGGAGUCGUAGUCCAUUUUGCCACCUCUUCUUACAGAGAGAGACGGGACGGAACUACUAGACCCAGAUGGCCGAGCGCGGAGCGCGUUCGGCUUUUAGGUGUACCCCGCCAACAAUCAGGACCAGCCAGAGCCUGCAUCCCAGAACAGAGCUUUCUGCUCCUCUCUCAGAAUGAAUGGGGACCAGAAAUCGAAUGCUUAUGCCCAAGAGAAGCAGGAUUUCAUCCAGCACUUCUCCCAGAUUGUCAAGGUGCUGACUGAGGAUGAGAUAGGGAGCCCAGAGACUGGAGACGCCAUAGCGCGGCUGAAGGAGGUCCUGGAGUACAAUGCCAUCGGAGGCAAGUAUAACCGAGGCUUGACAGUGCUGGUAGCAUUCCGGGAGCUGGUGGAGCCAAAGAAUCAGGAUGCAGACAGUCUCCAGCGCGCCCUGACCGUGGGCUGGUGUGUGGAACUGCUGCAAGCUUUCUUUCUGGUGUCAGAUGACAUCAUGGACUCUUCCCUCACCCGCAGGGGGCAGACUUGCUGGUAUAAGAAGCCCGGCAUAGGUUUGGAUGCUGUCAAUGACGCUCUGCUCCUGGAAGCGUGUAUUUACCGCCUGCUAAAGUUCUAUUGCCGGGAGCAGCCAUACUACCUGAACCUGAUCGAGCUCUUCCUGCAGAGUUCCUAUCAGACUGAGAUUGGGCAGACCCUGGACCUCAUCACAGCUCCUCAGGGCCAUGUGGAUCUUGGCAGAUACACUGAGAAACGGUAUAAAUCUAUCGUCAAGUACAAGACGGCCUUCUACUCCUUCUACCUGCCCGUUGCGGCUGCCAUGUACAUGGCAGGCAUUGAUGGGGAGAAGGAACAUGCCAAUGCCAAGAAGAUCCUUCUGGAGAUGGGAGAAUUCUUUCAGAUCCAGGAUGAUUACCUUGACACCUUUGGGGACCCCAGUGUGACAGGAAAGGUUGGCACUGAUAUCCAGGACAACAAAUGCAGCUGGCUGGUGGUCCAGUGUCUGCAGCGGGGCACUCCAGAACAGCGCCAGAUUUUGCAGGAAAACUACGGGCAGAAGGAUGCCAAGAAGGUGGCGCAGGUGAAGGCACUUUACGAGGAGCUGGACCUGCCGGCCGUGUUCCUGCAAUACGAGCAGGACAGUUACAGCCGCCUGAUGAGCCUCAUCCAGCAGCACGCAGCUCCUUUGCCGCCUGCCAUCUUCCUGGGGCUAGCCAACCAGAUCUACAAGCGGAAAAAGUGACCUCGAGACUGCCGGGCCUGGGAGGGAGGGCUCUCAAUAAAUUAUUAUUGUCCAACCUUCU